Molecule: messenger RNA, 3839 nt
Organism: Lagopus muta (rock ptarmigan)
Lineage: Eukaryota; Metazoa; Chordata; Aves; Galliformes; Phasianidae
Product: proto-oncogene Mas-like
Biological process (GO): G protein-coupled receptor signaling pathway
Cellular component (GO): membrane
Molecular function (GO): G protein-coupled receptor activity
Source: RefSeq, a predicted model, not a curated record
GGGACACAAUCUCUGCUGCCAGCCCCGAGGAACCCUGCCAGGCAGGUAACCACUCCUGGAGCACAAUGCCUUAUCUCCACACCUGACUGCCUGAAAAUAUCUGGAAACACCAGGGCUUUUUUGAGCAACUCAUACAGAAAUCACGAUUUUAAAAAUGUUAUCCAUGCAAAACGACUCUGGGAAAGGCCUGCAGGAUUUUUGAUUUGCAAAUCAAACCUGUUUAGCUGCAUUCAAAACUUUCUGAACGAUGUCUCCCGUUUUUAUUUAUUCUUUUUCCCACUAGUAGGCACCUUAGGCAAAAAGCUACAUAUAUAUAGAUAUAUAUCUGUAUAUAUACAUAUAUAUAUAUAUAAGUAUAUAUACACACUUCUGACUAAUUACUGUCACCUUGUUCUCUGUCCUGGUAAAGGUACACAGCUUUUUUUGCUGUCAGGGCAAGGAGCUGUGCCUACAGUUGAUGGAGGUUUAUUUGUAAUGACAGAGGCAGGGGAGGAGAAGCAGGCACUGUGUCACAGCAGGAACGCUGACAUAUCUCUUCCCUCUGGGAAUGGCAUCCAGCAGCACCCUUCCUAAUGCCUAAGAGGGACACAACUCUGCCCAGCCUGGGGCAUGAAGGCUGCUAAAGUGACUUCUCCAUGGGAUCUUUCAAUGUGGCACUGAAAUCAUGGCUGAGUUACUUGUGUAUUCCCUUUGCCUUACUUUAGGAACAAAACCAUGGGAAUUAUAAGGUGUACUAAAAAAACAUUACUUUACUGCUACAAAACAAAGGCUGUUAAGGAUGCCAUAAAGAAAGCAGAUAGCCAGAGUUCUGAUAGAAGUUCAUUUCAAGUCAGAUAAUGAUUUAGGUUGCUUCUUAUGAAACCUGGUUGUCAACAGAGAAAACUGCGACAAGCUGCCCCCCAACCCCAACUCCUGCCAUGCACUGGUUGCCCCCCACCAGCUCAGGCUGCCCAGGGCCCCGUCCAGCCUAGCCUUGGGCACCUCCAGCAAUCCCAUUAUGUCCUCCACCUUCAUCUUCCUGUGGCAUUCAGUGUUCUGCUGUGCACAGGUGGUGAUGGAAUCAGCUCUCAUCUGCUACUUUGCUAUAGCUUUACAGCCCGUUUCACCAAGGGGAUGGUGGGGGUGAGGCCUGGCAAGAGGAAGGUGGAACGGUGAAAGUGAGCUGAGCAAGGAAUCAUUAACAGCAGGGGCAAAAUAGCAGAAAGCCCUCAGAAGUCUCUAGCAUCCUGUGGCCAUAAUGCUCCUUCUACUCAUCGUUCCACAGGUGUGGAACCACUCCCAGCCAUGCCAGCCCUUUUCCUGGCCCCCAGGCUCCAUCACACCCACACCCUGCACCUGGGAUGCCAGCAGAAUCUUCUCAGCAGCAGCCAAGCAGGCAGAGGCCUGCUCUUGUCUCAGCUUGCUUUGAGAAAUCACCAGUGUUCAAAUACAUAACAGCACCGGGGCUUUGCCCAUGCAUCUAAUUGCGCUCUUAACAUGCAUGAGAUUACGUUUUGUUGGGUACACCGUGCUGCAACUGUGCUUUUAUUCAUUUAAAUGGUUCCUCUCUCACAGUCUCAUCCUUUCGCAUUGUCGUCCUCAUGGCUUAUAUUCUCUCUCAUGCAUUUUCCAUCUUCUGAAUCCUUUUUUUGAGUUAUUGCCUGUUUGUCAUCCCCAGUAAUGAGAUCCUCCAAGGAGAUCUUCUGAUUUCACAUACUGAACACACAAUAAGGAACCUGGUCCAGAGUCUCUCCGAGGAGAGCCGGUCCUGAGACCACAGGUAGACUUGAAACGAGGCUAGAGCAAGACAGUGAAUGGAGGUGGAGGUGGGGAUUCAGGCAGGUACAGCUCUUUCACAGCUCAGCCAAAGCCUGGGUACUCUGACCUAACACUACCUGAAGCUCAUGGCCCUGUAGUCGGGGUGAAUGGAAGGGGUCAGGAUAAAGGCCAGCUGCUGCCUUCAGGACCAUGGAAGGGGGAAUCAGAGGGCCUCAAAUUGGACAAGUUAAUGUGCUGUGAUGUUCACAUAGUCCACUGUUCUGGCAUCUGGCCCUAGAUAUUCCUGGGCUGGGACGUGUCUUUCACAGACCUCUCACUCUCUGCUCGGACAGCCCAGCCUGCAUUGUCUGUCCUUGGCACUAUGCUCCUCUUCCUUAACCUCCAAGCAGAAGACUCUGCUUGCCCUUGGCUCAGCAGGACUUUUCUUCUGUUGUUUUGUGACUAUAUCUAACUGCAGUACACACCAGAAAGUAUGCCAAAACUCUGCCCCCAAGAAAGCAGGAGAAAGUCUUCCACCAGUGGGUGCACACACCAACAACCAGCAAUCCCCACAUGACAAGGCAAAGCUGUGGAUGGGAAGAGGAAAAGGAAGGGGGUGACAGCAGUGUGACGAGUUUGUGAGGUGGGUGAGCCUCCUGACACAGCGUCUCGGCACAGGUCUGCUCUGCAGGAUGAAGUAAAGUGGGGUGUUCUGGCAGCUCUUAUCGCCUGGCAGGCCUGGCCCUGUGAUGAGCCGUGAGUUGGAGGCUGGGCUCGGGCAGGUGGGAGAUGCUGCCCGGCCAGGGAUGGAGUUGGAGGCUGCCCAAGGCACGGCGGGGGUUGGGGUCCUGCCCAGCCUGGCCUGGGGCUGAUGAAGGAAUGUGGGCAGAGAUGGCAAAUGUUGGGAGCUCCGAUGCCCCUCACUUGCCUCCCCUUUCUCGUCUUCCAUAGGAGGUGGCGGGAGAGGGAUGAGGCAUGCCCCAGAGCAGGAGCUUCACCACGGCAGAGACCACCUCAGCACGCUUUGUGCUGAACUACACCAUUUCUGGGUACACAGACUCUUGUGAAAACACCACGUCAGAAUGCUUCACGCUGAAUUAUGAAUAUAAGGUCAAUUUAGGUGUCUGUAUGGAGAUCUGUGGACUUGUGGAUAACACGAUAGUCAUGCGACUCCUGUUCUUUCACGUGAAGAAGAACCCUGUUUACACUCUAAACCUGGCCAUUGCUGACUUCUCUCUGCUCCUCCUCUUUGCUCUGUUCGUGUUGUUACCUUUGAGCUUAACCAUCUGUUCUCUCUUUUACAACAUUUUUUCCUAUAUGAAAAUUUACAUUGCAGUUGGAUUUUCAUGCCACUUUGAUCUCGGCAGCCUGGGUCUCCUUACUGCCAUCAGUGUGGAGCGGUGUGUCUCUGUCCUCUUUCCCAUUUGGUAUCGAUGCCAUCAGCCAAAGCACUUGGCAGGCAUCGUGAGUGGGCUGCUGUGGUCUUUCACUGGGUCUUUGGUUUCCUUCACGUAUCUUAGCUUUAACUUUGGUGAAGAACAUGUGAAAACGUUUGGAGCUGUAUCUGUUGCGAUAUGUGUGGCUUUUUCAUUGAUGAUGUUGAUUUCCAACCUGUCCCUGUUCAUCAAACUCCAGUGCAAUUUUUGGAGACGGCAUCCAGGGAACUAUAUUGCUGUCCUGAUCAACGUGAUCUUUUUCUUCGUUUUCAUUAUUCCUUUCAGUGUGAACCUUGCAGAUAGACUGCAAUUGUUUCCCAAAGGCACCUCUCUGCUGCUGGCGAUGCUGAACAGCAGCAUCAAUCCUGUCAUUUACUUCCUGGUGGGCCGCUGCUGGCAGCGUUGCUCCCCGUGCUCAGUGACCGCUGCCCUGUGCAGAGUGUUUGAAGAGAAAGCGACCAGCGAGGAGGGGAGCCCUGCACCUGAGGACAGAGUGGCUGAGACCAUGGUGUGAAACACUGCUGGUGAGGAGGUCUGGAGAUGCAGAGCCUCACUGGCAGUCUGUGGGCUGCUGGGGUGACACAGCUGGAGCUUGAUGGUGUGUGAAGCUUAAGGGUGUGUGGCACGGUGCUGCCAGUGCUGCCCAGCCAGGCUCUGCUGUGUAUG